Molecule: messenger RNA, 1592 nt
Organism: Psylliodes chrysocephalus
Lineage: Eukaryota; Metazoa; Arthropoda; Insecta; Coleoptera; Chrysomelidae
Source: the annotation of a GenBank genome assembly
UAAUGACAUAUAAGAAAUCGGGUCUCGGGUCACAUUAAAAGGCUAUUUUUUUAUUAGUAUAGAAGUCCUCUAUUUCUUCGAAAUAAAAUAUGGUCCCAAGUGGACAUUUGGAAGUAUCCGGAUUUAUUAAAAAAGUCCACGAACAACUACGUGAACAAUCUAAAAUCCUAGGAAUAGAAAGAGCUUGGGAAAACCAUUGCACAGAUAGUGAAAAAUUGAAGAAGUAUGCUUUAGCGAUGAAAGAACUAGCAACAAAAUACUGGGAAAAAUCUAGAGAUCAUUCUUCAGACAUAUCAAGAAUUACCUGGGUAUACCAUGCUUGUGUAGAUUAUUUUAUUACAAAUAUAUUUAAUAUCAGAGAGAAAGAAUUAGAAAUAGCAAGGAAAAUUAAUAAAAAUCUUGAAAUAUCUGUCAAGUCUAAUUUUAAUAAAAAAUUGAAGAUAUUAGAUGUUGGGAGUUGCUAUAAUCCUUUUAGGGAGUUUAAUAUUUUUGAAGUAACGGCUUUAGAUAUUGCUCCUGCUGCAAAUGAUGUACACAAAUGUGAUUUUUUACAAGUUGAUCUUGGUCAAACAUUGCAACUACAAAAUAAUGAAAUUCAACAACUUCCUGGUGAUUAUUUUGAUGUAGUUGUAUUUAGUUUAUUGUUAGAAUAUUUACCAUCUCCAGUACAAAGAAAAGUAGCUUGUGAAAAGGCUUAUAAUUUACUAAAAUCUGAAGGAUUGCUAUUGGUAAUAACCCCAGACUCAAAUCACGUAGGCUCCAAUGCAAAAUAUAUAAAAUCCUGGAGGUUUGUGAUAUCUAAUAUGGGAUUUUCGAGGAUAAAAUAUGAAAAAUUGAAACAUAUACAUUGUAUGGCCUUCCGAAAAUCAAUCAAUAAAGAAAUUCCUAAGAGGUGGGCAGAUAUACACAAGAAUGAGCAAGUUUUUGAUGAAAUUUUCAUACCACAAGAUUUUAAACAGAUACCUGAAAAUAAUGAGUACAUCAGUUCAGCCAAGUUUGAAACUGAAGGUAUAGUUAAAGUGAAUAAAGAAUUACCAUUUUAUGAUAUUUGAGUUAACCAACUUGAUCCAAGGAUUUUCGGAUGUAUAAAAUGACAUUUUUUUUGUGCAUAUUAUGAGUUAUCUGUUAUAAUAAGAGUCUGAUUAAUUUUUAACAGUUAUAGUUCAAAAACAGUGAGUCCAAAAGUAAUAUAGCUAUUUUGUUAAAAUAUGUUUUUUCAUCAAUGAUUCAUAUAAACCAUAGUGUGCUUUAAAAUUUAUUACUGUAUAGCAGAAGUUUAAUGAGGAAAUAAUGUACAUUAUUUCUCGGGAUUAUGAAUCGGUACUGAAAAUUAUGAUACAAAGAUUGAACUAAUAGUUUAUUUUUGUGUUUUGGCUGUGUAUUUAAAAGAUAUUAAACAAAAUUGUUCAUUUUUAAAUUGUUAAUUUUUUCUUUGUUAUUUCUAAGCAUUUUGUUUAAAAACCCAACAAGUCCUUUGCCCAUAAAUAGUAUAUCUACCAUUUAAUUUUUUGGCAAAUUUUGUUGCAAUAAGACUAUAAUAUCCUUUCUCAAGACGUUUCGUGUUCGUACCGAGGGAUAGACGAUAUUGUCUU